UAUUGUCAUGGCGGUUAAUGAAAUGUCAACAACGCGCUUGUUUUUGUGUUUACUGUAGUUCUACAGAUUGAUAUUGUUAUUUAAUUUAUAUGCUUUAAUUAUUGAAUAGUGUCAAUUUAUUAUUAUAUGUUGUAGUGAUAAUCAUUAUAAGUAGGUAAUAUAAUCCAAAUUAAAAUGAGCGGAAGGGCGAAAAAAACCGCGGCUCCGAAGAAAAAAGCUAAUGGAUAUAAAAUGCCAGCUCCCAUUCCCGUGGGAGAAGUCAUCAAUGAUCCUAUAUCCAAAAAAAAGUGGAGGAUUGGUCCUUCUAUUGGAGUUGGGGGCUUUGGUGAAAUAUAUUCAGCGUGUGAACAUGACGGCUCUCCAAGGAAGGCUUCAAAUUAUCCUUAUGUUGUUAAAAUCGAACCACAUGAAAAUGGACCACUGUUUGUGGAGAAACACUUUUAUAUUAGAAAUGCUAAUAAAGAUGACAUUGCUAAAUUCAUGAAAGGCAGGAAAUUAUCAAGUUUUGGAAUGCCAUCGUACUAUGGGAAUGGAUCCCAUGAGUACCAAGGAGAGAAGUACAGGUACCUGGUGUUGGAGAGGUAUGGCAAGGAUGUGUGGAGCUUGUUCAAGGACUGUGGCCGGAGUUUCUCACCUUCAACAGUCUUUCAAUUAGGAUUGCAAAUGUUAGAUGUGCUAGAAUACAUUCACAGUAAAGGCUAUGUCCAUGCUGACAUUAAGGGGGCUAACAUAUUGAUGGGUCUCAAAAAGGGGACGGAGAAUCAAGCAUACCUUGUGGAUUUUGGACUGGCUACGAGGGUCACCGAUAAAGAAUUUAAACCUGACCCUAAGUGUGCACACAAUGGCACCAUAGAAUAUACAAGUAGAGAUGCUCAUUUAGGAGUGGCCACAAAGCGCGGGGAUCUUGAGAUCCUGGGCUACAACAUGCUGCAGUGGCUGGUUGGGGAGCUGCCUUGGGAAAAGAACCUAAAACAGCCUAAGACUGUGCAGGCUAUGAAGGAGGCUUUCAUGAAUAAUGUACGGAAAGAGAUCACAAGACAGUUCAAUAAUGUGCCAGAAGCUCUUACCAACUUCUUCGAGUACAUCAAUUCAUUGAAACCAAAGGAUAGCAUAGAUUACACUAAAUGCAGACAGAUGUUUGAAAAUUAUCUUAAGAGUGAGGGAGUUGCAAAGAGUAAGAAAAUGGAUUUCGCAGGUAACAAGAAAAGAAAAACAAAGAAAAUUGAAGACAGUAGUGAACACUUGGACGCCGACGAUAAUACAGAACAGGUGUUGAAGAAGAACACGGCGAGACAGAACGGAGAGGUCAGAGCGGUGAGACGAGGAAGGAAAGUUCAACAAGUCCCAGAAGAGGACGGCGAAAAUAAAGAACCAGCGGACAGUGUAGUGAAACAGACGUCUAGAGCUAAGAAGCGGAAUUCAAUAGAACCCUCUGUGGUGGUGAAGCUCAGGAAGACGAGGAUGGCGCCCAAAGCUAAGACUCAGACGAGCGUCGACAAGAACAAGCGGAGUCCGCGACAGGUCUCCUUCGACAGUCCCAUCAGUGAGGUCAUCGGCGAGAAGAACUUGAAACGAAAGAGUGACUCCAUGAACUCCAGUGGAGACAUCUUCGACGAUUCCUUCAUCAUAGAAGAGAAGAAAGCGAGGCCAAGAAGGAAACUGAUAUCAGACGAGGAGGUCAUCGUGAAGAGAGUGGUCAGGAAGAAAGUUACAAGUGUCACACACAAGACCAGGUCGUGGAGGGACUCUCCCGCCGUCGUGAACGGACGGUCACCGCCCAAGUAACCCACAUCACAAUACAGCUGCCAUAGACUGGAGUGUCCCAAGCCAUACACAGCUCCCACCAAACAAUAACACAAUAAUAAUAUACUUAAAAUAUACAAUAAUUCAACGCCAUAUAUUUUUACUCUCACUUGAAACAUUGAUGUAGUUCAUUAUGUUUAUAAAGAAUCGUUAAGUAAGUAUCGAUAUUCAUAUGGGUCGAUGUUUUUAAUUAAGUUUCCUUGUAUUGUUAGAGGGAAAAGACUACUUGAAUAGCUAACGAGGUCAGGAUAUUAGAGAACAUUAAUAUUAAAUAUGUCGUCUGUGGACAAGUGAUCUCUUAAACAUUUUGUAUCUGCUGAGUAGUGUGGCAUCGAGUGUCCGUUGUCAGCUGGUAGCGUACUGAGAGCAGUCGCUUAUAACAUGUACUUAGAACCAGUUGUUGUUCUUUAUUGGUAUUUAAUAUUGAUGUAACGUGAAGGUCACCCUGGAACAUCCCACAGUCCAGGCCACCGGGAAGGUUUGAGAACCUUAUAGUUUUAGAUGGUCGUGUUUCGUUGGUGUCACCGUAUAUCCAUGUAUGAAGUCGACUCUGUUCAGUGUGGAUGAUUGUUUUAAUGUAAUCAUUGAAUAUCCCAUGUAUUGUAUGUACUGUACGGUCGCCAUUUAUUUCUUUUAACUAAUCGUAUGUAUGAAUUGUGUUGAUCUUUUAAUAAACAGUAUUUUCCAA
Molecule: messenger RNA, 2491 nt
Organism: Danaus plexippus (monarch butterfly)
Lineage: Eukaryota; Metazoa; Arthropoda; Insecta; Lepidoptera; Nymphalidae
Gene: ball
Product: serine/threonine-protein kinase VRK1
Exons: 6
Coding region: 175-1785 (536 amino acids)
Biological process (GO): signal transduction; peptidyl-serine phosphorylation
Cellular component (GO): cytoplasm; nucleus
Molecular function (GO): ATP binding; protein serine/threonine kinase activity
Source: RefSeq, a predicted model, not a curated record